GGGACCUUCCCUCCCGCCCCCUUGGAGCUCCUUCUUCCACUUGGAGCUCCUUCUGGCAGCCACACGGGGCCUUUGUCGCGCGACGAUGGCGCAGUUGCUGCGGGGGGCUGCCCCUGUGCGGGUGAUUAGGAUCUGCAACCCUCCCCUCAACACCCUCAGCCCUGCCUCUACACAGGCUUUAGAACGAGAUGUGAAGCAGGCAAACACCGAUCCCUCUGUGAAAGCUGUUGUGAUUUGUGGGGCAAAUGGAAAAUUCAGUGCAGGUGCUGAUAUCAGAGGUUUUGCCAACAUUGACAAAGGCAAAUUCCCCAGUUUAGAGUCAGUUGUUUCUUUAAUAGAGAAGAGUGAAAAGCCGAUGGUAGCUGCAAUUGAAGACUUGGCAUUUGGAGGAGGUUUGGAGGUAGCACUGGGCUGUCAUUACAGGAUUGCAAAUAAAAAGGCUCGGGUAGGUUUACCUGAGGUUACAAUAGGUUUACUCCCUGGUGCUGGUGGGACUCAGCGGCUUCCUAGACUGAUUGGUGUACCAGCUGCACUCGAUAUCAUCACUACAGGAAAACAUGUGCCAGCUACUGAAGCACUGAAACUGGGAAUCUUAGAUGAGGUUGUGGAAGAAAACCCGAUUGAAGCAGCCAUAAACCUGGCAAAAAAAGUAUCAGAUCAGUCACUGGAACCUCGCAGGCUCUACCUGAAAGAAACUCCGAGACUACCCAACAUGGAAGCCUUCCUUGAUGAGGCUCUUUUGAAGGUGAAGAGAAGGGCAAAUGGGUGCCUCUCACCACAAAUGUGCUUUGAAGCUGUACGAGCCUCUGUGUACCUUCCCUUUGCAGAAGGAAUUCAGAAAGAGAAACAGCUCUUCUUGUACCUCAUGAGUUCAGGACAGUCUAAGGCAUUGCAGUAUGCCUUUUUUGCACAAAGAGCAACAGAGAAAUGGGUGUUGCCCAGUGGAGCAUCCUGGAAAACUGCAACCCCUCAGCGAGUCCAGAAAGCAGCUGUGAUAGGAUUAGGGACGAUGGGACGAGGCAUCGUGGCUUCUCUGCUGAAGGCUAAAAUUCCUGUAGUGGCUCUGGAGCAGGAUAAAAAACAGCUGGAGGUGGGAAGGGGAGCUAUUAUGGCUCUCUUAGAACGUGAAGCUUUAAAAAUGCAACAAAAUGGCCAUAAACUGGAUAAGCCUGUACUUCCUCACUUUACUCUGGAUUUUGAUGCACUGAAGGAUGUCGAUCUAGUCAUUGAGGCGGUAUUUGAGGAGAUGGCUCUCAAGAAGGAAAUCUUCCGUAAAUUGUCAAUAAUCUGCAAACCAGAAACCCUUCUUGGUACUAACACCUCGUACCUGGAUAUUGAUGAGAUUGCUUCUGUCACUAGUCACCCUCAUCAAGUCAUUGGCACCCAUUUCUUCUCACCAGCUCAUAUUAUGAAACUACAGGAAAUCAUCUAUGGUCAACAAACAUCCCCUACUGCCGUUGCUACUGCCAUGAGCCUAGCCAAAGCUAUGGGUAAAAUUGGGGUUGUUGUAGGGAAUUGCUUUGGUUUUGUUGGAAACCGAAUGUUGAAUCCUUACAUUGAGCAAACACUUUUUCUCAUAGAAGAAGGGAGCACUCCAGAAGAAGUAGACAAAGCUCUGCAGGAAUUUGGUUUUAAAAUGGGUCCCUUCCGGGUAUCAGAUCUUGCUGGGCUUGAUGUAGGUUGGAGGUCUAGAAAAGGGCAAGGCCUGACUGGAGACACUGUACCUCCUGGUACACCACCUUGCCACCGAGAUGGCAGACGAUACAGCCCAGUCCCUGAUAUCUUGUGUGAGAUGGGGAGAUAUGGUGAGAAAACAGGAAAGGGAUGGUACCAGUACGAUAAACCUGGGGGAAAGGUAGCACAGUCAGAUCCGUGGUUGCGUGGUUUUCUUUCUGAUUUUAGACAUGCUCACAACAUUACUGCACGCACCAUCAGCCAAGAUGAGAUCUUGGAGCGUUGCUUAUAUUCCCUUGCCAAUGAAGGUUUCCGAAUAUUAUCUGAGGGAAUUGCAUCUUGUCCAGAAGCCAUUGAUACCAUCUAUGUCAAUGGUUACGGCUGGCCCAAACAUAUGGGUGGUCCAAUGUUCUAUGCUUCUGAGGUUGGGUUGCCUAAAGUUCUAACAAAACUACUGAAGUAUGCUGAGGCUAAUCCUGACAUACCCAAACUGCAGCCCAGUGCCUUUCUGCGGAAGCUUGUAGCUUUGGGCAGUCCUCCUCUGAAAGAGUGGACAUCCCAUGUGAGAUCUCAUAACAGCAAGUUAUAAUUCCUCUGUUAAACAGCCUGUGUUGAAACAUUCUGACUGCUCCAUUCCAAACUGCAAUGUAGCAUGAUAUAAAACAAUGUGACUGUCUCUUCUGAUUUCAGUACAGUAUACACACAGACAUGCACACUGUCUCUGUGAAUGAUAAAUUGCUGCUCACAAUGGUGCCUUUUAUCAUACUAUUUCUUGAAAUGCUGCCUGGGGAUCUUACUUGAAAAUACACACUUUCCUAUCAAGCAUUACCCAUCUGGCAGGUAAUAUCUUCAUAGGCCUUAACUGAGCUGCCUAAAAUAGUAGAGAAAGAUGAGGAGAAAUUCAGAGGUUGAAAAAUACAGGGUACAUCCUGGGUAAACAGACUUCAGACUUGUGGGAUAUAAUAGGGCUUUUUUGUUCCAUAUUAGAAUGCAGAACCUGGUAAAAGAUAAACACUUAGAAUUGUAAUAUAGUAUUUAGAGCUCCAUUUUGAGUAUCAGAGCUGAACAGAACUCUGUUCCACAGACAAAUCUUUUGAUAUCUCCAAGCUUUCUUCAUUUCAGUGAUAUAAUCUGAGGGGACUGCUAUUUCUAAACACUGAGGAGAGUCUUUGCAUCAACUAAUGCUGAUCAUCUAGAAUUCUAGAAGAAGAUUGAGAUCUACUUUCUCUCCACCUCUGGCACCCUAACCUACAUUUAACUUUCUACAUCCACUCUUCUUCUAUCACUUUAUUUGCUACAUUGGGUUGCCCCUAGGAUACAGUGGCCAAGUAUUCAAACGUUUGCAAGAAGCCAUUUCUAUCAUAAGAUUGUUGUUCAUUUGUAUAUUAAAAGGGUAUCCUAUAUUUGUGGUCUCUUGCACCACUAAAUGAAAGCACAUUUAGAUUGAUUGAAAAUGACCAGAAACUCUUAGAUUUUGUUCUCUCCAACUUUAUUUUGGAGAUCCAUACAUAUUUUAGUUAUCCUAUGAUAUUUUCUGCCAGCUUUCUGUAUGAUCAAAGACUUUUUAUAUCAGCUCCAUAGGUUGGUUUAUUUUAACCGAGUAUAACAUUGGAAAGAACACUUAACAAAAUCCAGGACUUUUCAAUCAGUCUAGAUGUGCCCUAAAACAGUUCUUUAGUAGUGUCAAGGAAAUGCAACAGAUGAUACCUCAAUUUCAUAUCUGUUUCUGAUAACCUUCACAAGUAUUCUUUUCCUCUCACAAAUAAAGUGUCUGAUAACAUCUGAGAGAGAAAAAUAGUCCACUGCAAAAAAUAAAAAUGCAAUGAAUAAGAGCUCCUGAAGAGAAAGGGAAGCUGAAGAACAGAAGUUCCUCCUGUGGAGAAUUCAGCUUUCACCAUCUACAUGCUAAUAGGGACUUGUGAGUCAUAGCCACAAAUGUUUUUCAUGCUUUUCAUCCAGUACGAGUGUCUCCUUUCCAGAGGCACACAUCUGGAAGGUGCCAUAUUACACAUGCUCCUUCAAAGUAAUUGAGGAAUGUAUUUGUGCAAAGACUUCCUGAAAAUCUUUAAGCUCCAGGACUCCAAAAGCACUGUUUUUUUCCCCAAAAAAGAAAUUGGAAAAUUAUUUUAACCUAUCUGACUUUGCAGAGUAAAAUUAGUGUCUUCCUGUCUUCUGAAAUUUUGAAUGGUAGAAUCCACAUGAUUGCUCAUUCUAAUCUUCUCAAUUUGUUAUUUCUAGGAUUGAGAAAGUCAAAUUUAAGAUAACUGAAACGCAACUUCUUUUUUUCCUUAAAUAAAAAUAUUUUAGUACCCAUA
Messenger RNA from Sceloporus undulatus (fence lizard), 3989 nucleotides. It is a transcript of the gene EHHADH, whose product is annotated as enoyl-CoA hydratase and 3-hydroxyacyl CoA dehydrogenase. NCBI's taxonomy places the organism in Eukaryota, Metazoa, Chordata, Lepidosauria, Squamata, Phrynosomatidae. The record is from RefSeq and is a predicted model, not a curated record. Gene Ontology annotation, cellular component: peroxisome. Gene Ontology annotation, molecular function: (3S)-3-hydroxyacyl-CoA dehydrogenase (NAD+) activity; NAD+ binding. Bases 86 to 2263 code for a protein of 725 amino acids. The transcript has 7 exons. Gene Ontology annotation, biological process: fatty acid beta-oxidation.